UGUGACGCUAUGGUGUGGAUGGUGUAUGAUUGCAUAUGGCUGUGCAAGAGAUUCAUCUGUGAGGAAAAACAAUUUAAUUGAGUUUAGAAUGAAAUAGAAAGACCUUUUUUGCUGCAUUUAAACAAUUCAGAGGAACCAAUGACAAUUUAUCGAUAAAUGUGCGGGAAGAUACAUGCACUGGAGAAAAAAGGAUGAUAAAGUACGUCCGUAAGGAAUAAUCGAGCAGCUAAGAUAUAUUCGUAACUUCUAGGUGCCGUUAAUGAUGUUUCUGCCGUUACCCGGAAGGUAACGCGUGAUUUCGAAAUUAAAUCUCGGCGGAAAUAAUAAACAUGGCACAAAUACAGGCAUCGACCGUGGACGGGUUGCCGAAGCACUUCGUCAACGCGAUGCGCACGUUGUUCGACAUAAUGGAUGAUCAGAACACCGGUUUCGUCAAGUUCGCCGACAUCGAGGGUCGAUGGCAGGACGAUGGCACGCAGGGCCUGCCUAAAGGUAUCCUCGAAAGCUUGAAGAAGGUCACGCCGCCGAGCGGCAUGUUGUCGUUCGAGAGAUUCUGCGCGGGUUUGAAGAUCUGUCUGCUGCAGAUACAGACGGAGACCGAUUCUAAGAAGCAUAACGGUCAGCCCAAUAGGCCCCCGUCCGCACCGAUACUCAUCCCUGACAGUCAGAACAAGGCGGCUUGGACCUCGCCCAACACCGCUACGAUAAGACCCAACAAUGCCAUAUCUCAGCAACGUACUCUCAGCAUGCCGCAAUUACUGGCCAAUCGCAAAGACAUGAAUACUCAGUUAGAAUUAAUGGAUGGAAGAAACAUUGGGGAACCAAAGAUCAAUAAAGUGUAUGGCCCACCAAAGCCACCGCGGACAGGUGCUGCGUUAGAAGGUAGAAUGAUGGGUUCAGAGCGUAAUUUUGACAAGUCUGAGAUUAGAACUGCUCUGCAGAAUUGGCAGAUGGGUCUCAUGAUGAAUGACGAGAAGGAAAAACGUCAGUUGCAGGCUGUAAAUUAUAGACCGGAUCCUAGGACGUUAUUGAGACCAGCCAGAGUUCUGGGUGAUGGUAAAGCCAUCGAUAUACAGACUAAUCAACUUGGCAUUCAACCUAAAAAAUUGUCGGGUCGUCGCAGAGAGCCCAGGCGGCAUACGUUGCAGAAUGGUAUUGAUUACAAUAUGAUGAAAAGAAUGAAGCAGAUUGAACAAGAGAAAGAUGUAUUACUUCAAGGUUUAACUGCUGUUGACAAAGCUAGAGAAUGGUACUUGAAACAAAUUUCUGCUACGCAAGAGAAGAUUAAACAUCUUGGACGAAUGGGCUCUCAUGUGGAGCAAUGGACAGAGGCACAGCAGGAACGUUUAGAAUUGCAACGUGCGCGAGUCCUAGAAGUAAAUCGGCAUCUAGCCGCUUUGAUAAGUACCUGGGAGCGUGGAGGACUUCCUUUACAUAUGAAUCUCGCUUUUUUAAGUACUCCGUCUUCGGCUCAACUUCAACAGGAUAUGUUAUCACGACUUAAACAACAAAAUCAUAGAUUAACCGAGGAAGUUAGCAAAAAAAGCCAACGAAUAGCAUUACUUGAGCAAGAAAAAGACAGCCUUGUUAGAGAAUUGUAUAAUAGACAAUCAGGACUGAUUCAAUCCCGAAGAGCAACAAUGAUUCAUGAACAACAUGAUCAAACGUUCAUGUAAAAAUAUAAAUAUUUCCGACUUUGGAAUAUACGCCACACAAAUGAUAGGAUCUGAAUUAAGCUUUAAAUAGAAUAAAAGUAAAAAGACUUACAAAACUAAUGCAGUCCACUUGCGGAUGUUUUUGUUUCCUAGAUUUUACAAUAUGCCAUGGAAUGCAAUCUAAAAAUAUAAAAAAUAUUUGAUACAUUAUGUUAAAGUAACUUUAUUGUGCUUCUUUAUCUGAUAUCUCAUAUUAAGAUUGUAAGAUAUUUAAUGGUAUACGAUUAUAUUAUCUAAAUAUAGCUACAAUAAGUGAACGAGACAUAUUUUAAAUUUUUUGU
Molecule: messenger RNA, 1996 nt
Organism: Camponotus floridanus (Florida carpenter ant)
Lineage: Eukaryota; Metazoa; Arthropoda; Insecta; Hymenoptera; Formicidae
Product: suppressor APC domain-containing protein 2
Exons: 6
Coding region: 330-1676 (448 amino acids)
Source: RefSeq, a predicted model, not a curated record